AUGGCGGUGAAAAGUAAGAAAACGGCCGUAGCACCGAAACAGCUGGCUAAACCGGGCAAACCCGCCCCGAAAAAGGUGGUCUCGAAGAAGCAAGAGUCGGAGGAAGAGGACGAUCCGUUUGAUGAGGAUCUGGACGACGAGGAGGAGGACGAUAUCGAGAUGGAUUCGGAAGGCAAGGCAGCACCUGCGAAAGACACGAAGAAGCCAGUGGCAGCCGAGAAGAAGCCGGUGGCCACCGAGAAGAAGCCAACAGCUACCGGUCUGACCAAGGAGGCCAUUCUGCAGGAACGCGAUAGCCGCUCGGUGUUUAUGAAACGGGUACGGCCCAACACGACGGACGCUCAGAUGACCGAGUUCUUUGCGGGCACAGCCAAAGUCAUCAGAACGCGCUUCGUGCGAUCCAAGGGGGUUGCGGUCGUGCUGCUGGAUAAACAGGAAGAUGUGGAGAAAGCACUAAACUUAGCAGGCCGAGUGCUGAACGGCAAAGAGGUCCGUAUCGAGCGAUGCAAGAGCCAGGCAGGUGGCCCAGUGAGGAAGCCAAAAAAGAACAAGAAACAGCGAGCUGCCGCAAAGAAGAAGGGUGGCGCGGAGAAAAAGAAUGGCGCAGCAUCAACACCAGAUAAGAAACAGAAACAAAAGGCCAAUGGUGCUCCGAAGGUGGCGAAACCAGGAAAGCAGGAAGGAGGUCCGAAAAAGCCAGACAAGCCGGAGGGAACACCGAAGAAAGCAGGGAAACCAGUUGCCGGAACACCGGCGAAAGGAAAGGCUGCCGGCAAACCGGCGAAGAAAGGACAAGAAUCCAAAGGAGCGACGACGGCAGCGGCACCAGUAACACCGAGUAACAAGAAGAAUAAGGUUCCACAAGGCAAUCGAGCGGCGGUUCAGGGCAAAAAGAAGGGAAUCGCAAAGUAG
Messenger RNA from Anopheles aquasalis, 912 nucleotides. Its product is annotated as nucleolin-like. NCBI's taxonomy places the organism in Eukaryota, Metazoa, Arthropoda, Insecta, Diptera, Culicidae. Gene Ontology annotation, molecular function: RNA binding. The record is from RefSeq and is a predicted model, not a curated record.